Gymnodraco acuticeps is the source of this 1297-nucleotide messenger RNA. RefSeq names its product cellular repressor of E1A-stimulated genes 2 (gene creg2). The transcript has 4 exons. The record is from RefSeq and is a predicted model, not a curated record. Bases 82 to 933 code for a protein of 283 amino acids. NCBI's taxonomy places the organism in Eukaryota, Metazoa, Chordata, Actinopteri, Perciformes, Bathydraconidae.
AGCUAGCACCAUGGAUGUAUAAAGGACUCACACGUGAAGUUGUAAACAAACGAGCGGCCAUAGUCAGAUCUCGGUACUAGUAUGAGGGUCCCUUACUUUCCCCUGGUGGUGUUGGCCAGCGUCCUGUGUCUGAGUCACAGCUACACACUGCGGAGCUCCGUGUCCUGGGUCGUCUCCUCCAACGACGUGGUGGAGGAAGCGGACCUGUCGGAGGAAGAGGUCGCCCCGGCGCUGCUGGUGGACGGAGCCGGGCUGUGGAAGCAGGCUUACCCGGCCUCUAACGUCCUGGGAGACGGCGUGGAGAGCCCCCGGGAGCUGGCCGAGCCGGAGACCGACAAUGUGGCGCAGCUGUCCUCCUCUCGGCUGUUCUCAUACCGGCUGGAGAAGGUGCAGCAGGCCGGGAGCAGCAGCGGGCCUCCCCCGCACCAAGAGACGGCCAGGACGGCCAGAUAUAUAGCCCACAACAGCGACUGGGGUCAUUUGGCCACCAUUUCGACUCAGGACAAGAUCAAAGGUCUUCCAUUCGGGAACAUCUUCUCAGUGAGUGAUGGACCGGGGGACAACAGCACUGGAGCCGUAUAUUUUUACGUUACUCCGAUGGACAACACUGUGUCCGACCUGAGAAAUAACCCCUUCGCUUCUCUCACAUUCUCAGAGGCUGAGGGAGAAUUCUGCAGGCAAAUGGUGUAUGAUCCAGAAGAUCCAAGAUGUGCUCGACUCACUCUAACCGGCAAGAUGGUGGAUGUGGCACCAGAGGAGCUUGUGUUUGCAAAGGAGGCAAUGUUCUCAAGACAUCCUGUGAUGGCAAAGUGGCCAGUGGGACACAAUUGGUUCUUCAUGAAGCUGGAGCUGAUCCAGGUCUGGCUGCAGGACUGGGUCGGAGGCAUAUCACUCAUUCCCCUGGAGGACUAUUUUAAAGCUACACCUUUCUGAGAACAUACAUCCCUCUGCAUCAUCAGAUACACAAAUUAGUACAGCUGUGUUCACACUACAAAUAUCACUUUAUAAGGGGCAAGAAGUCCCAAAGCAGCAAUGUGCCAUAUUCUUACUUUUUUUUUCUUACUUAUUUUUCUCUUUUGCCCCUUAACUUGACCCAUCACACAAAAUCAGUUUUUUGUUUGGUGUGUGAAUGUAUUUCAAGUCAUUAAGCUAGUUCAAUUCAAUGGUCAAAAUGUCCCAGCUGGGGAAAAAAGUGAAAUGUAAUUGAAUAUAUUCUCUAUAAGCACUGAUUACUAUUUUAUGGGUGUGCAUUAAAACAAUGAUGCUGUUUGAAAUAAAUGAAUCUUAGCACACGCAA